This is a messenger RNA of Haliotis rufescens (red abalone), 545 nucleotides long. Its product is annotated as MICOS complex subunit Mic10-like. Gene Ontology annotation, cellular component: mitochondrion; MICOS complex; mitochondrial inner membrane. NCBI's taxonomy places the organism in Eukaryota, Metazoa, Mollusca, Gastropoda, Lepetellida, Haliotidae. The transcript is spliced from 4 exons. The coding region runs from base 77 to 331 and encodes 84 amino acids. The record is from RefSeq and is a predicted model, not a curated record.
UGAACAAGAUUCUAUGACCGUUUUGACAUUUGUCGGCUUUGACUAGUAUCCUUUCGAACCACGGUACACUAACAACAUGGCUUCGACAUCAAGGUCAGAGGACGAACUCGGACAUAAAUGGGAUCGUUGUCUCUCAGAUACGGGCAUUAAGAUAGCAAGUGGUCUUGGCCUUGGAAUUGUGUUUUCAGUCGUGUUCUUUCGCCGUCGUCCAUGGCCAGUGGCAUUUGGAGCAGGAGUUGGACUUGGAAUGGGAUAUGCAAAUUGUCAGAAUGACUUCCAGAGACCAUUCCGACUUGGUGGCAAGCUUGUUAAAGUUAGUUCUGGUUCAUGAAGCCAACAGCAGCUGAGUUGAAAAGAUAUAAAGCAGAGCAGAUAAUUCAACAGAACAUGUGGACUGAAUUUAUAUUAAUUGUUGAGUGUAACUUUGUAAGCUUAGGUUUUGUAGCCAUAUAACACAGGAGGUAUUUUGUACAAUAAUUGACCUCUGUCACUGAUUGUGGCGUGACCUGUGUAAAGCAUGAAAAUAAAAAUGUGUUACAAUACAA